AUGGAAGACUUGUCUAUCUAUUGUGAUUCGAACCUUCUUUACAACCAGGAAAAUAUGUCGAACUAUUGCCCUAGUGGAUUUCAUCCGGUUUGCCUGAAUGAUACUUUCAAAGACGGGCGCUACAAGUUACACCAUAACCUAGGUUGGGGUGGCUAUUCCACGGCCUGGCUCGCGAAAGAUAAAAAG
This is a messenger RNA of Exophiala aquamarina CBS 119918, 186 nucleotides long. RefSeq lists its product as uncharacterized. The annotation marks the transcript as partial. The record is from RefSeq and is a predicted model, not a curated record. Gene Ontology annotation, biological process: regulation of mRNA processing; spliceosomal complex assembly. The transcript has a single exon. NCBI's taxonomy places the organism in Eukaryota, Fungi, Ascomycota, Eurotiomycetes, Chaetothyriales, Herpotrichiellaceae.